UUGUUUCGUGCGUAUUUCAAUUCAAUUCAGUUGAAUUAAUCGUAGAUUUGGUAUAUUAUUGUUGCUUAACUCAACUUUUACCGUAUUAGAAUUAAUGAGUAUGUUUACAUUAGAUUUUUGUGUUAUUUUAAAGCUAAAAUUUGGCAUAUUUGAAUAUAGUACAAUAUGAAGAGUGUAGAGUUGUUUGUAUUAGGAAGUACAGUUUAAAGUGCGGCAUCUAGAACUAAAAAAUGGAAGUUGAAGAUGUAAUUGAGUUGGGUUCUUCAGACGAUGAGGCUGAGCCACCGGCAGCCAAGAAAAUUAAACCCCUUCCAAAUGCUAUGGUUCAUAUUCCGAAUAAAAUCCGCGACGUCACAAUAAACCCUGUGUCAUGUAAUAAAAACAAGCUGUCUAGGAAAUUGGUUACAAGAACGCCCAAUCAAACACCAAUUGUGACAAUGUCACGUACAAAUAUCAAUGCUCGACAAAGCAAGCCAAACGGAAGAUGUUUACAUAGAUUAACACCCCAGCCUCCUAGCCAAAACUUGAAGACUGACAAAGCAUUACAAAUUCAGAACAAACUGAACUCUUACCCACUGAAAGUCUUGCCUCGUAAACCACUAAAAGUGGGACAUUGGAAUUCAGGAGUUCAAAGGCCAAGAGUGCAAGGAAUAUCACCAAAGUUAAUUAGUAGUUUACCUCCAAGCAUUACAGUUACAAAGACUCAUGGAGGUAGUAGUACAUCCCAUUCAGGAGUGUUAAAAAACAAAAUAAGGGUCAACAAAGAAUUUUCAAAUAAUACAUUUGGACAUUCCAUAAAUAAAAUAUAUCCUGCUAGUUGCAUAGGUGAAAUCCUUACAGUAGAACUUGAUGAUGAUGAAAAUACAUCUUCUGUGGAUAACAGUAGUCAGGCCCAGUGGUAUAUGCGGCCUGAAGAACAACUGGAAAAAAACAAGCUUGAAGAACAGAACAAUAGUGAACCUAAAGUGAAAGAAAUGAUAGAAAUUACAAUAGAAGAUAGUCCUGUGAAGCCUUGUUUACUAGAACGAGCUAAAAAUAUAAAUGAUACAUUAUCUAUAACAAUUGACGACAGCCCUGUCAAAGUUGUAAAGAAAUCUGCAAAUCAAGCUGACUUAGGUAGUGACACUGAACCAGGUAAGCCUAAUAGUCCACAUAGUAAGAAAAAAUUGGAUUAUCCUGAAGCAGAAAAAAGUAAUGAAGUAUCAAUGGAAAUAGAUAGUGGAAAUGUGAUUGAAAGUGAACCUAAAGAAGUUAAAGAUAGUGAUGAAAUUGCAUUGGAAACUGCUAUACAAGAAACAAAAGACAAAGAUGGUGGGAUAAAUGUUGAUAAACCUGUAACAUCAACAGCUGAUUUGGAUGAAGUUAAUGACACCACACAAAAGGAUGUAUCUCCAAAAAAUGAUAAUUUAGCUGAGAACAGUAAUGAAGUAGAAAAAAAUAAUUCUAAUGAUAAAGAUAUUAUGGAUGUUAGUAAUGAAAGUUCUGGUGAAUUCCAUUCAAUAUUUCAACAAUUUAUGGAUUUAUGCCUUGAAAUUGACAAAUCGGAAGAUAUGAGAACAAUUGUUGAGAAAAGAAUUAAAACAUAUAGUAGACAAGUACCGAAAGAAUUUGUUGAAUCAGAACAAUUUCUUGAUAUGGUGUCAACGAAAAUAACAUUAAUAAAAUCUGAACCAUCAAAAAUUUACUUGCAUAUUAAAGAUAUUGUUGAUGAAUUAAAAUUGCACAGGAAAAGAAAAAAAGCAACUCCUGUAGUGAAUGAAAACCCAGUUGAUGAAAAACCAGAAGAUUUAGAUGACUAUAAUAAUAAAUAUGACCGAAAACGUCGAGGGCAAAUUCGUAAGUUGGAGAAAACUUUAAAGAAACUCCAACGGGCAAUAAACAAAUUAGACGAACAGGAAGUCGAUUUCGAUGAUGAAGAAGAUUCUGUAUAUUUAUUAAAUGACAGGUACAAAGAGAGAUUUGUGCGCACUUAUGCGAAAUUAUGCCAAUUAACCGAUACUAAAAUGCUAACGGAGCCUCGAAUUGUGAUCGAAUGUCGACCUGGUCAGCCACCAGGGCCUGCUAAAAAGCUAGAGAAGUGGAUUAACAAAAAAGUACCAAUAGGAAGUACACUGCCUUUUCCUGACUUUCACGAUGUUAUUAAAUGUGUGAGAGAGGCUAAUACUGAAGAUAAACUCGGAUGGAAUGAGGCUGAUAUUAUUGAUGAAGCUCGCGAUCUUUUUACAAGAUGUGGUAAAAAGUUGCAACGGCGGAGACAGGAAAAUGAAUGGAGGCUGGCGGUUUCUCGGAUCUCACAAGAUCUUGAUCCAGCUGAAAAGGAUGAAUCCCUAAAAAAGAAAUUAGAUGAAAAUAUGGAAAAAGCCUGUAAAAAAGAGACUGAACUUUUUAAUAAGUAUGCACAGAAACAGAACCAAUUACACUUAGAGCCCACAGAAAUCGACGAGAAAGACGCUGAUAAUUCACCUGUAGAAAGCGAUGAUGAGGUCGAUGAUGAUAGUGAUUCAUUAGAGGAUAGUCAAAAAAGGAGAGACCGCUUACAAAGACUUAUAGAUGAAAAAGAAUCUAAGAAAAAUAAUUUAAACAACAAGGAACAGCAGGGCUUAGAAAAUGAGAAUGGUCCAGAAACCGAAUCUUUGUCAAUUGAGGGUAAAGAAAAUGAAACAGAAACUAUAAAUGUAAAAGAUCAAGAUAUUAUUUACGUAGAGAAAAGUAAACAAAUAGAGGAAAAAAUGGAAACGGAAACCGAUUACGACAGACGAAAUUUAGUGGAAAAAAUCAAUAUCACUACUAAUUUUGUAGGCGCACUUGAUGUUAUAAAUGAAGAUGAUUUUCAGAAAGAACAAAUAUUGUCCGAGGACGUUGAAGAAAUUAUGAGUGACGAAACUGUACAAGACAUUGACGUUUCCCCAAAAACUACAGUUGUCGAUUUGGACUCUAACCUGAAUGAAGAGGAGAAUAUACAUCUUCUAUGUGAUGACUUUUAUGGUGAUGAACUUAAUCUUCUUGAGAAGCUAAAUUCAGGAAACGAAACAUCUUCGCCUGAUUCUUCAGACCUUGACGAUUCCCCUAUAGCUAUAUCGGAUAGCUUUGAUUCAAAUAGUGAAUCUGAACACUAUGAGACGUAUGAUGUUAUAAGUAUAGGAAAUUCCAGUUGUUCUGAGACUGAAAUAACUACGUCUGAAGAAAAUAAAAUUACGUCUAUUGAAAAUAAUGAUACAGUGAUAUCUGACAAUGGUGUUGCGUGUGAUUUGUCAAGCAAAGUUCAAACUAACCGAAAUAUAGAGCCCGAUAAAAGAAAAACAAUUUCUAUUAAUGAUAUAACACCAAGUGAGGACGAAUCUGAAAACAUACUUUUAGCAUAUUCUGAAGACGAAGGUUGUUCUAAAAGUGUCAAUCUUCAAGAUAAUUCGCUAACGAUAGGAGAAACAUUUGUAGGCGUAAUUAAUAAUACACAAACUAUUGUCAAUGAUAUAGAAUCCAACAAAUGUGAGGAAGUAAUUUCUAAAGAUGAUGAGAGCAUAUCGACCACUGAAACAGAAACAAACACAAUUAUAGACUCAGUCGGCUUAGAGAAUAGCAAUAACAAAGACGUAUACUUAAAAAAUUGUGACGAUGUCAUUGAUAGAGAUGACACUAUUACAAAUAUUAGCGAUAACUGUGCUCAAGAAAAAUCUGCUAUAACUGUGCUCGAUAAAAAUUUGGGAGAUGUUAUUAUAGAGGAAAAGCAAUCGAAUAAAAAUUCAAAUGAUUCACUCCUAUUUGAAAAUGCUAAUGAUUGCAAUAACGUUCUAACAACGGUAGAAAACACUGGGGAUAUGAUAAGACUAGAAACUAGUGAGGAACCAAUAACUUUGGAAGUAAGUGAAGAAUCAAGAGUGCCUGGAACGAAAGCAGAAACAACUACACCGAAAACUACUUCGAAAUCAAAAUCACAAGAGAGUAGAGAAUUAAUACUACUGGAAGCUAGUCAAGUAAUAAAAACAAAGGAAUCAAGUGGUCACCUAAGAGUAAUAGAAAAUGACCAGGAAUCCGAAAUACCGAAAGUAAACUGUGAUCCUAUAACUCUGGAAGUGAAUAGGGAAUCAAAGACACUGGAUAAGAGCUGGGAAACUGUAUUACUGGAAGACAAUAGUGAAACAAAAACAUUUGAAGAAAGUGGGGAACGAAUAACACUAGAAGCAAGUCGAGAAUCGAUGACACUGGAUAAAAGUUGGGAAACAUUAUUACUGGAAGAUAAUACGGAGCCAGAAAAACAUCAACAAAAUAAAGAACCAAAACCAUUUGAAGCUAGUCAAGAAUCAAAAAGAGAAGCGAGAGGGAAGAUAAUGGAUCAAAGAGUCAGCGGAGAUGAGAAAACACUCGCAAUGAAUGAAGAACACACAACGUUUGACGAGGACGUGGAACCAAUAACAGUGGAAGUGGGUGAAGAACCAAAGUCAAUAGACGAUAACACAGAUACGUCACCAUGCGCUCUAGAGGAACCACUACCUUCGACGAGUGGGGUAAAUAACAAUACGGAUUAACCUACCCGAAAAAAAAUUGUGGAUUCUUUAGCUUGGCGUAACACAUGAUUGAUGUUAGUGACCUCCAAGAAUGAAUCUAUUGCAUGAAUUGAGGAAAAGAGCAGGACAUAUAUCUGAAGAAAUAUGCCUAAAGCGCGACAAUAAAUUGAUGCCCAGUACUUUGUCUUUGUCUCACAAAUGUACUAAUUUAUUCAAGUCUACCCCAUAUAUCUCAAUGCAGUUUUGCUUGCGUGGCUGCUGAAAAUCAUCACCUGGAUCCCACGAAGAAGAUUUCGCAGAACCAUAAACCAUUUUGUCAAAGAAAAGUAAAGAAUAUAAAACUGAUCUUUUUAUGUACAACAUUUUAUAUACAGAAAGAUGUAAUCAUUAAAAAACAGCAUGAUUUAAGAAAGUAAUAGGCUUUAAAACUAAGGUAAAUUGC
This is a messenger RNA of Papilio machaon (common yellow swallowtail), 4944 nucleotides long. RefSeq lists its product as uncharacterized. Gene Ontology annotation, molecular function: histone binding. Lineage: Eukaryota; Metazoa; Arthropoda; Insecta; Lepidoptera; Papilionidae. The transcript is spliced from 7 exons. The coding region runs from base 231 to 4523 and encodes 1430 amino acids. The record is from RefSeq and is a predicted model, not a curated record.